Messenger RNA from Medicago truncatula (barrel medic), 1110 nucleotides. RefSeq names its product putative FBD-associated F-box protein At5g56700. Gene Ontology annotation, molecular function: protein binding. The record is from RefSeq and is a predicted model, not a curated record. Bases 1 to 1110 code for a protein of 369 amino acids. The transcript is spliced from 4 exons. Lineage: Eukaryota; Viridiplantae; Streptophyta; Magnoliopsida; Fabales; Fabaceae.
AUGCCUCCUUCACAGUCACAAUCGGCGACGACGAUGGUAGUGAGUAUCAACAACUUCCCUGACGAGAUACUAACUCACAUACUCUCCUUUCUUCCGUUCAAACAAGCUUUCAAAACCAGUGUUCUUUCCAAGAGGUGGCGCCCGUUAUGCUACUCACUCCCCGAUCUUCACAUCACCGUUAUUAGAAGGGUGCACAACUUCCGUCGAUUCAUGGAUGCUGUUAUGUUCUCCCCACACUCUCACAACCUAACUCUCAACUCUUUUUAUCUCACGAUCAUAAGUUGUUCUAAAUUCUUGGAGACUGAGGCUGACUGCUUCGACAAAUGGGUCGAAGCAGCAAAACAACGUCGUGUCAAGGAUCUCCAGCUACACUUUUUACCUUCGAUACACGUCCCUUUAGCACCUACUGUCUUCUGCUGCAAAACACUUGUGGUUCUAGGUUUGACGGGAAUACAUAUAGGCACUUUGUUUCAUGGUUCUGUUGAUCUUCCUUUGCUGAAAACCCUAACUAUGUUUAAUAUUCAUUUGGAAAAUAUCGAGGAUUUCAUGAAACUUCUUUCUGGGUGUCCCAUAUUGGAGAAUUUGAAAACUAGAUAUGUUAAAACAACAACCAAUGUUACAACGGGAGGGAACUUUAAAUCCUUAUCCAAGUUGAACAAUGCUGAUAUAAGAUUAUUCGACCUUCCGUUCAGAGCAAUUUAUAAUGUCCGAUUUCUACGUGUACAUGAGAUGGAGACAAAUCUUGCCAAUGAAGAAAUCAAUUUAUAUUACAAAGGCUUUUCCGUGUUUGAAAACUUAACUGACCUUCAACUAUCUUGGUGCAAUGGCGCUCAUGAUUGGGAUGAGGUAGUGAAAAUGCUCCAAAAUUGUCCCAAACUCCAAACUCUUGCAAUUAAAAAGUGGAUAGGUUCAUUGAAAACCACAAAGGAUUGGAAACACCCAUAUCAUGUUCCUGAAUGUGUUACCUCUAAUCUAACAACAUGUGAAAUCGAAGACUAUCAAGCUAUGGAAGCUGACUUUCAAUUUGCAACAUAUAUUUUGCAAAAUGCAAGGGUUUUACAGGUCGCUGUGUUCAGAUCUUUUGACUCUUCAAUUGCUGCUAAUGCGUAA